Cyprinodon tularosa is the source of this 1750-nucleotide messenger RNA. RefSeq names its product chromobox homolog 8b (gene cbx8b). The record is from RefSeq and is a predicted model, not a curated record. Lineage: Eukaryota; Metazoa; Chordata; Actinopteri; Cyprinodontiformes; Cyprinodontidae. The coding region runs from base 87 to 1157 and encodes 356 amino acids. The transcript is spliced from 5 exons.
GUCGGGAAUUCUGUCGAAGGGAGGGGAGGGGGAUAUCUACUGAACUAGCGCCCAUCAGGCUAACGGUAGGUAGCACUGGAGUAAACAUGGAGCUGUCUGCCGUUGGGGAGAGGGUGUUCGCGGCCGAGUCUAUUAUCAAACGGAGGAUAAGGAAGGGUAGCAUUGAGUACCUGGUGAAAUGGAAGGGAUGGUCGCCCAAAUACAGCACUUGGGAGCCAGAGGAGAACAUUUUGGACUCUCGCUUGUUUGCCGCUUUCGAGCAAAGAGAGCGUGAGAGAGAGCUGUAUGGACCCAAAAAGAGGGGACCAAAACCGAAAACCUUUCUCCUCAAGGCCCAGGCUAAAGUUAAAACUAAGUCUUAUGAGUUCAGGAGCGAGGCAGUCAGAGGGAUGCACAUCACCUAUCUAACCCCCGAGCCGGUCUUCACCCCCAGGGCUAGAGAGGGCCUGAGAGCGGUUGUUCCCACCAUCUUUCCACCGAGCACAAUCAACCGAGGAGAAAGCGUGCACGUGAUUCCCCACGAGCACCAGCCGUCGCCUCAGCAGAGUGUUUCAGACAGGCUUGUCCAGACACCCAAAAAGAGGGGGCCCAAGCCAAAGCUCCGCUUUAUAGGUGACGGCCGCAGCCCGGUGGUCUUGGAGACAAGCAAGAGGAUAGCUGAGGAGGUGGGGGGGCAAGGUCCUUACAAACUCUCCAAAUUGCAUGGAGGUGAGAUGAGGCUGCAGAAGUUGUCCCACAGACACUCAGAGGACCACCCUCGCAGCUCUAAACACCACUAUCAGCACCACUAUCAUCAUCACCUCACACAGAAACUGUCCAGCGGCGGUUCCUACAAACGGUUCCUUUCUCAUCACAGCACACACCCACACAGGACGAAGGACCGCUGCAGCUAUCUGGCAGCAGCUCAGGUCAAACACCAUCACAAAACCAACCAGAGCAGAAGUGGAGCCGCCGAGUUCCCGCAGAUGGAAAAGCCUUACUUUCUGGACAGGCAGUCACCAACCAGGUUGGAUGACGACGACCAGGAAGAAACGACCUGGAGGCCGAACCUCAGCGACGUGGAGAAGGUGCUGGUGACGGACGUCACCGCCAACUUCCUGACUGUCACCAUCAAGGAGAGCAGCACCUCAAAGGGCUUCUUUAAGGACAAAAGAUGAUUCUGAACCACUUUGUUUUUUCUGACUCUGAAGUAUAUGAGAUAUAAGCAACACGGUUUUGUAUAUCGUGUAUAGAGGCUAAUUACUUUCUAAUAUUCAUAUGUGUAUAAAUAAAAUGUUGGACAUAUAUUGAAUGUAUUGACCAAAUAAAAUGAAGUCGGUUUGACCUAGGGUGUCAGUGAAUGUGAUGCUUCCUUUACAUGAGGAAGCAACCCACUGUACAGCACUCCUGGAUUUCACUAUUUUCCUGCUGAAUUCAGUAACAUGAGUUUUCUUUUCAGUAUAUUCUCCAAGUUUAGUUAAAACAAGAUGACUCUUUAAAAGCUACAUUUAGUCUGUAUUAACUUGGCUGCUUAAGAAGAGGUUUGUAUUUAAAAAGGAACUCAAGCACUUUUACUUCAGACAUAUUUAAAAAAUAUAUAUAUAUAUUUGUUUUCCUAAGGAGUUUUGUAUUUUUAGCAUAAAGAAAAAACUUUUGUCCAGGUUUCAUACUUCAAACUUUUCCCAUUACAACACCCCAUUUUAUAUUUUCCUAGAAAUGUUUGAUGUAACAGAAAGUUUUUAGAUGCUUUGCAAUAAAUCAGUUCUUUGAG